This is a messenger RNA of Funneliformis geosporum, 243 nucleotides long. Lineage: Eukaryota; Fungi; Glomeromycota; Glomeromycetes; Glomerales; Glomeraceae. The record is from the annotation of a GenBank genome assembly.
AUGAACACACCUGGAUCUAUGAUUAUUGGAUGGGUCGCUCUUCUUGCCGCUGGAGGAGGAGCAUACUACUAUGCCAAAAAAGAUAUUGAUGCAAGAAGAAGAGCUCAAGAACUUGCCAAGACUAGACCAACUGAAAAACUGGAAUGGUGGCAAAGGAUUGAACAAGAAAAUAAUACUGGUGAGAAGUCAUCGACACCAAAUACAGGACAGAAUCCAACGAAUACAAGUAGUAGCGGUACUUAG